This is a messenger RNA of Adelges cooleyi (spruce gall adelgid), 886 nucleotides long. It is a transcript of the gene Sld5, whose product is annotated as DNA replication complex GINS protein SLD5. Gene Ontology annotation, biological process: DNA-templated DNA replication; double-strand break repair via break-induced replication. Gene Ontology annotation, cellular component: GINS complex. Bases 132 to 791 code for a protein of 219 amino acids. NCBI's taxonomy places the organism in Eukaryota, Metazoa, Arthropoda, Insecta, Hemiptera, Adelgidae. The transcript is spliced from 2 exons. The record is from RefSeq and is a predicted model, not a curated record.
AAGAGAAUUGACCAAUUAUACAUGCCUGUUGACUUGAGCGCGUAAUUUUUUGUUGAAAAUCAUAAAAUUGUCAUUGUAAUUUUUAUUGAGUUAACGAUAAUUGAAGUCACUAUUAUUAUUAAGCAAUUAUUAUGGAGGUGGACAUUCUUGACUUGAUUGAAGAAGAUUACGACGGUACUCAAGAAGAAUUGACUGCGCAAAAAGUACUACAGACUGUUGAACAGGCAUGGUUAAACGAAAAAUUUAGUCCUGAAAUACUACCACAUAUAUCUGAUCAUGUUGACUGCCUAUUGGAGCAAAUCAAAGAAAUGGAAGGAAAUUUGGCAAAAUUGCCAAAAUCUGAUCCAAAAGUUGACUUGCACAAACUCGAGUUGGAACGUAUACGUUUCGUAAUAACUAGUUAUUUGCGUACUAGGUUAAAGAAAAUUGAAUGUUUUUGUAUUAGCAUUUUGGAAGAAGAGGAAAAUCGUAAUUCAGAGAGUGCUUAUUUAUCACCAGAAGAAUUAAAGUUUGCCCAAGAGUUUGCACAGAAUGCUGAUAACCAUUUUGACACUGUUCUUCGUCACAUGCCUCAACUGUACAACAAAUUAGAUAGAAAUACAAAAGUUAUUGAACCCAACAUCAAUAGUUUUGUGUUUCUGAAGUGCAAUACGCACAUUGACAGUGUUGUCAUUAAAAACACUUUGGAGAGUCGGGAGGAAGAAAUUGUGUUAGAAAAUGGGUCACAGCACUUGAUGCCAUACAGUUCAGUAUCGGAAUUUGUAAAAAAAGGUUCUGUACAACUAAUAUAAAAAAAGAAUUUACUCAUAUUUUUAUUAUUUACCAUAAUUUUUUUCUGUUCAUCUAUUAGUAUAGAGAUAAUACAAUAUAAUGAUGGUUAUUAUUA